Podospora bellae-mahoneyi is the source of this 813-nucleotide messenger RNA. RefSeq lists its product as uncharacterized. The transcript has a single exon. The coding region runs from base 1 to 813 and encodes 270 amino acids. Lineage: Eukaryota; Fungi; Ascomycota; Sordariomycetes; Sordariales; Podosporaceae. The record is from RefSeq and is a predicted model, not a curated record.
AUGGCAGCCUCCUCGUCCUCAAACCCCAACCGGUUCUCCUUCCGCAACCCGUUCCAAUUCUUGAUUUCCUCUUCUUCUUCGACAGACAACGACAGCGGCAACAAGAAGGAAAGCAGCAGCAACAGCCGACCAACCAGCAGAAGACUAAGCAGACCCAGCUCCCCUACUUCCUCAAGCUUCUGGUCAUCCCUCUACCGAAAAACAUCCUCUACCUCAACCAACACCGCAAUGUCCACCACCACCACCCCCUCCGCCAUGUCGGACACCACCACCGCCGCCACCACCACCGCUGCCACCCCACCAACCCUCUCCUCCUCCCCCGCCACCUCAACAGACAGCUACUUUCCCUCCGUCACCACCCCUCCCACCCCCACCGACAACAACAACAACAACAACAACAACAACAACAACAACAACAACAACCUCAAGCCUGCUGCUACCCUCACCCAAUGCCACAAUUGCGGCUCAACCACCUCCCUCGCCAUUCCUACCGCCACUCCCCCCGCUGCACCAAAGAGGACAGCCACAACCCCCAUAAUUCACAUCCAACCCCCCGUCCCGGGCCGCAAGCAAAUCAGAGUCGACCCCCUCUCUACCCAAUUCCCCAAGCCGGCCGCCGAGUUGAGCGUGGAGGAGCUCCUGGCCAGGAAGCCAGGCCGGUGGACGCUGACGCAGUGGGUGGAGAAGCAAAAGCUGGUUGAUCAGCAAGAGGAGGAGAGGGAGAGGAGAAAGGUGCAGGAGGAUGCCGAGAAGAGGAGGAGGGAGAUGGAGGAGGUGAAGAGGGAGUUGAGGGCUUUGGCUAGUGGGUUGUGA